AUGGUUUCAGCCGCUGGAGGUAUCGUCAUCGCCAUCCUGGUCCUCGCCAUCGUUGGCGGCGCUGGCUGGAUCAUCUUCACCCAACUGCGUGCCCGGAGACUAGGUCUUCCACCCCCAUCCCUCUCCUCCUACAUACCUUUCCGAAAAUCCGAUCCACCGCCGUCAUACGGACCCCCGCGCCCCGCGCCGAGUGGCAUCGCCGGCUGGUUCAACGACAAGAUCACUUCCUUCAAGAAUCGCAACAACCGCUCUGCCGCCGGAGCCUACGAGCAGCCCUCCGGCGGCGCUGGCGCGCCUCGCCGGGGCUUCGGACCGCUUGACCCGGAUGAGGCGUGGGAUGCGCGCGUGGGCCACGAGGCUGAGACCUACGGCCCUUACGGAAACUACGAGGAGCAGGAGCUGGGAUACCGUGGCGGCAGCAACAACGACAACAGCUACAGCAUGAACCUCGCCGCCACUCCUAACCCGCACGACGAGCCGGCGCGGGGCCGCAGCCUCAGCCGGGAUGACGACGGCGGUCUAGGUGUCCACAAGGCCGGCGGCAGGAAUCCGUUCGAAGACGAUGCCGAGCCGAGUAACAUCAGCUUACGCGGCGUCAGCCCCAGGCCGAUCGUCGACACGGGUGCGCCGCAGCAACAGCAGCAGCAGCAGCAGCAGCAACAACAACAGCAAAAGGACAGCGGCGAGAGUCCGACAGAACGGAGGUCGAUCUUCCGGGAGAACGUAUGA
Colletotrichum godetiae is the source of this 729-nucleotide messenger RNA. RefSeq lists its product as uncharacterized. The record is from RefSeq and is a predicted model, not a curated record. The transcript has 2 exons. Bases 1 to 729 code for a protein of 242 amino acids. Lineage: Eukaryota; Fungi; Ascomycota; Sordariomycetes; Glomerellales; Glomerellaceae.